Hyla sarda is the source of this 1111-nucleotide messenger RNA. It is a transcript of the gene MED10, whose product is annotated as mediator complex subunit 10. Gene Ontology annotation, biological process: positive regulation of transcription by RNA polymerase II. Lineage: Eukaryota; Metazoa; Chordata; Amphibia; Anura; Hylidae. Gene Ontology annotation, cellular component: chromatin; mediator complex. The transcript is spliced from 4 exons. Bases 155 to 562 code for a protein of 135 amino acids. The record is from RefSeq and is a predicted model, not a curated record. Gene Ontology annotation, molecular function: transcription coregulator activity.
GGGGCUUAGACAGGAAGUAGCGGGAGCUCGGAAGCGGAGCUGGCCGGGCUGUGUGUUUACGGACACAGUAGUUGUACGGUGCGGAGAGCGGAUGACAGGAGCAUGGUCGACUUCUAGUGGCUAAAGCGGAAGAAGCGCACAAGACGCUGCAAAUAUGGCGGAGAAGUUUGAUAACUUGGAGGAGCACCUGGAGAAGUUCGUAGAGAACAUAAGACAGCUGGGCAUCAUCGUGAGCGACUUCCAGCCGAGCAGCCAGGCUGGCCUCAACCAGAAGCUGAAUUUCAUGAUCACUGGCCUGCAGGAUAUAGACAAGUGUCGUCAGCAGCUUCAUGACAUAACUGUGCCCUUGGAAGUAUUUGACUACAUUGAUCAAGGCCGAAAUCCUCAGCUUUAUACAAAAGAAUGUUUGGAAAGAGCAUUAGCUAAAAAUGAGCAUGUUAAAGGGAAGAUAGAUACAAUGAAGAAAUUUAAAAGCCUUUUAAUCCAAGAAUUGAGCAAGGUUUUUCCUGAAGAUAUGGCUAAAUACAAGGCUAUCCGAGGAGAAGAGCACCCGCCUUCAUAACUGUGCUUCAAUUUCAUGUGAUAUGAACUGAACCUACAGUCAGAAAAUCAUCAUGUUAGCCUUGUACAGCAUUGACAAGUGCAUAAGAAUAUUGCUGGAAGAGCUCUUGACAUAAUGGAUAUUUCCCAUAGGUUACAUUACCUGCAAUUUAAAGGGGUUGAACUGGGAAUAUGUGCCAUCUGUAAUAUUGAGUGAAAGGUGCUGAAAGACAAUGUACAGUUCUGUGUAAUUAAAUUAUUUUGGAGGGUCGCUCAGUUUACGUUGUAUUGUAUGAACCCAUACAACACUAAAAUUAAGAAAAAAAUUGUUGUGCCGCUAUGUUUCCACUUAAAAAUAUUUCUUCAUGUUUUCGUGUUUCCAUAUAAAGAUAUUUAAAUAUUUUGCAUUGUAUUCUUUCCUGUUUUAUACUCUUUGAUUUAUUUUCAUUUAGGUUAAUGUAUACUUUUUCCAUUCCAUGUACUGUUUUCAUUAAAUGUAGUUGUUGUUAAAUAGUUUUUAGCUAAUUUGUACAUUUACCAUAGAAACGGAAUGUCUGCAUAAAAAGACCAC